AUGGCUAGUCCUGCGGAUAAAACUUCUUCUUUAAUACAAAGCGCCGAGAUAACUGACAAACCAAAGUCGUGGAACGUAAAAACGUUAUUAAGUAACUUAACGGGUUAUCACAAAACUCUUAACUUGCCAAAUCCCGGUACAUUUGAAGGCUUACAUCGGGAGGUGAAAAACACAUUCCUUACAAAUCACCUAUUCGAUGGAGGCAGAGCUGAUCUCACAAAAGUUUUAUCACAAAAUUUUCAAGUUUCUCAUACAUUCUCACUCGGUUCAACUCUUACGCCACCUUCUUACAGUUUUGGCGCUGCCUAUGUUGGUACUAAGACCUUUCUACAUGGUACUCUUGAUACAGAUGGUAAUCUUUCGGCGCGUUUUAAUUAUGCGUGGAACCCCAAGAACGUGUCUAAACUACAAGCACAAUUAUUACCAACGCCUGGGCAUUCAAUGCUGCAACUGGAGCAAGAUUAUCAAGGCCCAGAUUAUUCUUUGAAUUUCAAAACGGUUAAUCCUUCAAUAGUUGAUAACACGGGAAUAUUUGUGCUGAGUUAUCUACAAUCAAUCACGCCGAACCUUGCUUUGGGCACCGAAUUGGUAUAUCAAAAGCCAACAGCUGAUAUUGAGGAAACGAGUAGAUCUCUUGUCGUUAAGCAUUCCGCUGAUGAUUAUAUUGCCACUUUGCAAUGGCAAGCUCCAGGUGCACUGAACGCUUCAUAUUAUCAAAAGAUUAAUGAGAAAGUUGAUUUUGGAACAGAAUUGCAGAUACUUGCCGCUGGUGGUAGGAGAGAAGCGGUUGGCUCAUUAGGUGGAAAAUUUGAUUUUCGCGCAGCAACAUUUAGAGGCCAGUUGGAUACAACAGGUCGCGUUAGUGUCGUGAUAGAAGAGAAAAUUGCGCCAGGAUUUUCCUUUAUAAUUACCGGUGAUAUUGAACACGCAAAGAGCACGUCAAGAUUCGGAAUAGGGUUUCAAUUGGAAGCAUAG
This is a messenger RNA of Ambispora leptoticha, 975 nucleotides long. The record is from the annotation of a GenBank genome assembly. NCBI's taxonomy places the organism in Eukaryota, Fungi, Glomeromycota, Glomeromycetes, Archaeosporales, Ambisporaceae.